AUGACACUUUGUGCAACAAAUUUUGCCAAUAAAGUGAAGAAUCCUUUCAAUGGGGAACCUAUCAAACUCCCAGACAAUUUGGAAAGCUUGCCAAGAGCUGACAGUUUCCCGUCACAGCGGCAUCGUUGGAAUACAAAUGAGGAAAUCGCGGCGAUUCUUAUCAGUUUUGAUAAGCACAGCGAAUGGCAAUCGAAAGAAGUCAAAACAAGACCUAAAAGCGGCUCUAUGCUUUUGUAUUCCCGCAAAAAAGUGCGCUACCGACGUGAUGGCUACUGUUGGAAGAAGCGUAAGGAUGGGAAGACAACGCGUGAGGAUCAUAUGAAACUUAAAGUACAAGGCACUGAGUGCAUCUACGGUUGCUAUGUACACUCCGCUAUUUUACCAACAUUUCAUCGCAGGUGUUAUUGGUUGUUGCAGAAUCCGGAUAUAGUGUUGGUACAUUACUUAAACGUACCUUAUCCUGAUGAUAACAAAAUGGCUGUUUUGGCACCAAGUAUUACACUCUGGGGUGACAAGAAAGAAUGGACUAAAGAGGAACUCGUUAGUCAAUUGAAGCCAAUGUUGUCAACAGUAACUUCAGAUGAUGAUUCCGAUUCCGGCAAUGAUAUUGAAAUAUCUCAUGCCGAAACCGUUGAAACGAUUGUCUGUCAGUUAAUGGAGAAACAACGAAUAUCACGUCAAGCGGCGCUUGUUAAACAGUUAGACUGUGGUUGUGGUGAUGCAUCAUGUGCCGAUGGCAAAACAUGCUCACAUCCAGUAAUGCGUAGACCUAAUCUGUUAAAGUCUGCAUCAGAAAGAAGAGUAAACCUUAAUGAUAACUAUAAUCAAGCCGUAAAUGGUACUCCGAAUGUGGUUGUAGGCCCCAAACUUUAUUCCCGCUGGUCGGAACGUCGUACUCGUGAUUCAAAUUCGUUGGACAAUCAACAGUAUCAUGCACAGCAAUUAGCGCAAGAAUCUGCAAUUAAAUUUCAAAUCAUUCCACCACAACAUAACGAACAAUCCCAACAGCAACAACAACUUGCUGUAUAUCAACAACAACAGCAGCAACAACAAGUUUAUCGUCAACAAAGUCUAAAUAGCACUCAUCAGUUAUUAGCUACUAGGAGCAAUCUAAUAGUACACCAACAUCAACAGCAAACACACCAACAACAACAGCAGCAGCAACAACAUCAGCUUCAACAACUCAAUCAAACUGGCUUCAAUCAAGCAGUAACCACAACGUCAACAAUUAUCAGCAGCAAUAAUAAUAAUAAUAAUCAAAUAAAUUUGCAACGAUUUGUCGCAAAUCAUAAUAGCAACAGCAGCAGCAACAGCAACAAUAAUAAUAAUAAUUCACUUAUGAAUAAUAGAUUACAAAUUGCCCGUACAACAAUAACAACGACGAAUGGGAAUGGUCUGGGUAAUGGAGUUGCAACGCAAUUGGAUAACGGAGCAACAGUGAAUGAUGCUGAAAUAAUUGAAAAUGAAAACCACAUGUCAACAAAUUUUAAUGCAACUAAAAUUAACCGCAAUACAAAUUGCAACAACAGCAACAACAACAAUAAUAAUAAUCACCAAUCCAACAACUUACAAUUGAGUAUAGUCACACAACAACAGCAACAACAACAAAGUGAUAAUUUAAAUGCUAUUAAUAAUAACAGUAAUGUCAGCAAUAAUAGUAAUUACAAUUACAAUCACAACCAACAACAUCGCAAUCAAACACAACAACAAUUCUUUAGAUUACAACAAAACCAAACUACAAGUGAUAUAAAAAUAUCUCCUCAGCAAUUACACCAACAACAACACCCAAAAUCACAACAACAAACAUCACAAAUGUCUCAUACAACAACAAACUCAUCCUCAUCCACCGUCGAACCGAUGUGUAUGUCACCAGAACAUCAUCCUUCACCACCACUACAUAGCACUUCAGACAACAAUCACAGCAACAACAACAACACAAAUAGCAACCCUUUGGUACAUUUCUCAUUUUCAACUUCACCAUCACAAUCACAAACAACAACAACAUCGAACUCAAAUCCAACACUAGCACAUUCCUUAAUGGAUGGUAAUCAUGUCAAUCCUAAACAAUCCACAACAAUAAAUUCCGACAGUACAGUAACCACAUCAGCCGAUGAAAAUCUAAUUAGUUCACAUGGCACAGUUAUGAGUGGUGAAAUGACUGCCAGCAAUGUUGAUGAUGAGAAUGCUAACAAUCAAACAGUGGAGAUGUCAACAAAUGACAACAAUGGCAAUCAACAUUUGAAUUCUUCCAAUAUCAAUAACAACAAAAACCAAAACAAUAUCAACAACAAUAAAAACAACAAUCAGCCAACAGAGUACAAUAGCAGCAAUAGCAGCAACAAAUCAUUAAAUGGUUGUGCGAAACUAGGUGCUUCCAGCAACAUUUCCACUGUGGAUUGCAACAACAGCAACAGCAGCAACUCUAGUGUUGAUCACCCAGGUAAUGAUGGGAGAACAGAGCAAAAUUCAGUAGAAUUUAUUGAAACUAUGGAUAUGAACAAUGGUAACGAACAGCAACUCACUGAGCAUACGUCACAUGAAUUGCAGGAGUCGUUAGGUUUUUUCAACGAAACCCUUGAUCUAUCACAAGAAGAUAUACAACGCACACUUAUUGCUAAUAUGCCAUUUAGCAAUGGAAGUGUUAAACAACAGAAUUCAACAUUACUUAUGGGUACUAGUAUAUGCAUAGAAAACAAUGAAAGUGAAAUACCGGUGACAAGUGUCACUGGUGGUGAUGACGAAGAUGCUGAGGAUGUUUUUGCUAAUUUAGAUGCAUUCGAUAUGUUAGUUGAAUUUCCUGAAUUAGAUUUGGAUGACAAGCAAGCUUUAAAUAAUACUGCAUUGGGUCAUACAGUUGUUCUAACCACAAAUGAUAUCAAUAGAGGCGAAGAAGUGAACAUAGUCGCUAGAGAUGCAGUAUUGCAACGAGAUUUACAAUAUCAUGAAACUGAUAGUCAUGACACACAUGCAGUAGUGAAACAGCAAUGCAAUAAAAAAUUGUUAAAUAUUUGUGAUUUUAGUCCGGAAUGGUCUUAUCCCGAGGGCGGCGUUAAAGUGUUAGUGGCUGGACCAUGGACAGCAGCUUCAACCUACACUGUGCUAUUUGAUGCACAGCCAGUACCGACUGUUUUAAUACAAGAAGGUGUACUACGUUGUUAUUGUCCAGCACAUGAAGUUGGUUUUGUGUCAUUGCAAGUAUCUUGUGAUGGCUUUGUGAUAUCAAAUGCAGUCAUGUUUGAAUAUAAAAUGUCUUAUUGUCAAGAGGCACAAUACGAUGUUACUUCCAAUGAUUGUCUUUAUAAAUUUUCUUUAUUGAAUCGUUUAACGUCCAUUGAAGAAAAAUUGCAAAUCAAAACAGAAAGUGGAAUUGUGAAUGAACAACACGCUUUCUACAUGCAAACUAACUUUGAGGAGAAGCUUAUCAAUUAUUGUCAUCAAUUGACGAAACGUACUUGGCCUGUAAAUACCAACAGUAAUUGGAAUAAUAGUUUCAAGGGAAUGACACUUUUGCAUUUAGCUUCAGCACUCGGCUAUGCUAAAUUAAUGUGUGCUAUGCUAAAUUGGCGUUCAGAGAAUCCAAAUAUUAUUUUAGAAACCGAAAUUGAUGCACUUAGUCAGGAUAUACAUGGCAAUACACCAAUGGCUUGGGCUUGUGCAAGAGGACAUAUCGAAACCGCUACAAUUUUAUAUAAGUGGAACCACAAUGCACUUAAAAUUAAAAAUAAUUUACAACAAUCUCCAUUGGAAAUAGCUACCGCUAAAGGUCACAAACAUUUAUUAGCUGAAAUUUAUCGCUUAGAAAAUGAGAGACGUAGGAAUCAAAACAGUGGAUCAUUAAGCAGUUUAUCUUUGAACUUAACAAAAUAUAUUAUCAAUGACAUAGAAUCCAAAACAUCGAAUCCAAACGAAGAGUUAUUUGAAUUUAAAGAAGAACACAUAUUUCCAACCUAUGAUACCAUUGAGACACAUAAAAGUCAUGAUGGUGUCUUUUUAAGACCAGUAGCUCUAGCAAGCAAUCAAAGUCCGCCAAACAAUACACGUUAUUCAAAACGAUCUUCCAUUGACAGUGGUAUCAAUAUGGAUAUCAGAACCAAACCUGGAAAGUCCUUUAAAGAUGCUAAUAAGUUACAUAGCUUUGAUGCUCAUGACAAUUAUGGCUUAGAAUCUCCAUUGGAUUCUUUAACCGGUACGAAUACAACGAAUUCACUUUUAUCGCCUUUGAGGAAAAUGGAUUUUGCUUUAUGCGAAGUUUCUACUGGCGAUUCAAGUCCUUUACCCGAUAAAGAUCACGAUGACACUUCAACGAUUAAUAAUGAUGAUAUAACCGAUGUAACAAUCGGUAAUGAGACCGAUGUUAUUGUAGGGGACUCUGAUGCAAAGGUGCUGACAUUAGCUGAGCAUAUAAUAGCCGCUAUGCCAGAACGUAUAAAGAAUGAAGCUGAUGAAAUGAUGGUGCUUGGCAGUCCAAUGACUGAACCACUUAAUACUGAAACUUCCGGUUUAAAUGAUAAUUUUAUGGAUACACUUUUAGACUCUUUACCGAAUACACAUUUCGAUAGUGAUUUUAGCUUUGAAUAUAAUAACUGUGAUUAUCGUUAUCAUGAUGUCAGCACACCUUGCUCAAGUUUAAGUCCAGCAAGCUCUGGACCUUUACAAUCACCAGCAAGUUACUCCAUACUUGGUCAUGAUCCUUCAGUUAGUUCACCAAGUCCACCACCAUCAACAAAACAAUUAACAGAAUUUCUUAAUGCUUCAAGUAGUAAUCAAUAUCCAUUUGAGGCUGAUUUUUCAAAACUAACACUGACCGAUACAGAACAACGUGAAUUAUAUGAAGCCGCCAAAUGUAUACAAAAAGCAUAUCGUUCAUAUAAAGGUCGCCAGAAACUUGAAGAGCAAAACAAAGAACGUACAGCUGCAAUUGUUAUACAAAACUAUUACCGUCGUUAUAAACAAUAUGCAUAUUAUAGACAAAUGACCAAUGCAGCAUUAGUUAUACAACAUGGUUAUCGAUCAUAUCGUCGUAAUAAACGCUUUAAAAAAUCCAAAUCGUCCACAACGAGUUCAUUAACUAAUCUGGGCAGCCAACAUAGCAACAAUUCACAAUGCUUGUCCAGCUUUUAUGAUCAUUAUAAAAAUGAUCAACAACAAGAAUAUUGCUCCUCGCAACCAAGUACACCAAAAGAAACUAGUCCUUCGGGACCACUUAAACGAACUUAUUCACAAUCAACACAGAAUCAAGCUGCCAGAAAAAUUCAACAGUUCAUGAGACAAUCACGAAUUAACAUUUGGGAUGGAAAUACAACUAUAUUGACUGCAGAGAGAACGAGCCGAAAAAGAGAAGCUGGUGCACCAACGCCGGGAGGAGUACCUUCAAAGCUUGCAGUAUCAAGGACAAGUGGAAAUUGCUUAUCAACGAGAAAGAAGUGAGCAACGUUAAGAAAAUAAAUCCAAAGAGCUUUUAAAAAAUCAACUUCGUGAGUUCAGCCAUACGUGCUAAACAAAACCAAAAAAAAAAAACUAAUAAUGAAAGAAAAAAAAUUGAACAACACUUUUUUUUAAAACUUAAUUAUACAUAUAUAUUCUUCUAAAAUAAUUAUACUAACUCCUAUGAUUUUAUAUAGUGAAUUUUAAUAGCUUUACUGAAUUGAGUGAAAAUUUUUAUAAAUAAUUAAUAUAUUGAAUU
Teleopsis dalmanni is the source of this 5683-nucleotide messenger RNA. RefSeq lists its product as uncharacterized. Gene Ontology annotation, biological process: regulation of transcription by RNA polymerase II. The coding region runs from base 1 to 5427 and encodes 1808 amino acids. The transcript is spliced from 24 exons. Gene Ontology annotation, cellular component: nucleus. NCBI's taxonomy places the organism in Eukaryota, Metazoa, Arthropoda, Insecta, Diptera, Diopsidae. Gene Ontology annotation, molecular function: double-stranded DNA binding; protein binding; transcription coregulator activity. The record is from RefSeq and is a predicted model, not a curated record.